Messenger RNA from Choloepus didactylus (southern two-toed sloth), 1354 nucleotides. RefSeq names its product tetraspanin 32 (gene TSPAN32). The transcript is spliced from 8 exons. The record is from RefSeq and is a predicted model, not a curated record. The coding region runs from base 1 to 1161 and encodes 386 amino acids. NCBI's taxonomy places the organism in Eukaryota, Metazoa, Chordata, Mammalia, Pilosa, Megalonychidae. Gene Ontology annotation, cellular component: membrane.
AUGUCACCUGAGGGCGAUGGAGAGGCGGCCACGGAACUGCCCCAGGCUGCACCUACCCAGGCCGGGGUGCAGACAAGGGCGGCCCGUGUGGGGAGGGGUCCCCCGAGGCACGGCCACCUGGGGACCCUCCUUUCCCUGCCACCUCGACCGCACGGCGUCCUGCAGCCCACACGGGGGUGGCAGGGCGAACCCCUGGAGAGGCCGGGAUUAGGUCCAGCUGCAAAUACCAGAAAACAGAAUAAAACAACCCGCAGGGCCUGCAGCUCGUGCCCCAGUCCCGCCAUCACCGCCCCCGUGCAGAGGGCAGGCCGGGGCGUCUGCUGCGGGCUCGGUGGGCCCCGCGAGUCCACAGGGGGAGGGGGCGAAUCCCCGGAAGGGGCCGCGGACCCCGUGUGCCCACCCCGCGGCCUCACCCUGGGCUACCUGCACGGGGCACAGCCCACGGUGCCAGGCUUCCUGUGUCUCGCCCUGGCGUUCUGUGCCCUGGUGCAGGUGACCUUCUGGAGACUGCGCAGCCCCCACCAGGUGGAGGACACUGCACUGGAUGUCUAUGACCUGGUGUACGAGCGGGCGGUGAGGGGCCCGCCGGGCAGCGGGGGGCAGGAGCUGGCGGCCAUCCAGGACACGUUUCUGUGCUGUGGGAAGCACUCACCUUUCAGCCCCCUGGGGAAUGCAGAAGUGGAGCUGUGUCCACAAGAGGAGGCCAGGAGAGAGAAAGGGCUGGAAGGGUGUCUCAAGGAGGGAGAGAGCCGGCUGGAGGGACGGUACUGGCCGUGGCCACCUGCCCAGCAACCCUCCCCCUGCCAGCCUGGACGCAAUCCCGCCCCAUCUCGCGCCAAGAGGCCCUGGCGUCCCUCCACGAUGCAGACCAGAGGCUGGUGGACAGCUCGUGACCCAGCAGGGCCCAGGGUCGGGGCGGCACCUGCUCGAGGGCCAGAAAGGAAGGACUGCCUGCAGGGGAUCCGGAGCUUCCUAAGGACACGGCUCAGCGUUGCCUCGGCCCUGACCAGCGUGGUCCUGGCCCUCCUGGUGUAUGCCAUGCUGCUCAACGCCUUCCUCUGGUUUUCCAUCCGCUCCGGCCAUGGCCUGGACCGCAGGGGCAGAUACAGCCUGACGCCACGCACCCGUGGCCACCAGCCCCAGGAGCCCAGCUGCCUCUGACAGUCCCAGGUGGCCCCAGAUGGCAGCAUCCCUCUGACACAGGGGCUCACCAUGGCCAUCCAGGUUAAAGAGGACCUUCCAUGGCCCCCAGCUGUGCCUGCUCCCCCCACCCACCUGGCCACCCUCUGGUCAUCGGCCCUCACUCGUCGUGGGGGGAGAAUACCCAGCCAGAUAAAAAGCUCCAUUUGAAGUA